Molecule: messenger RNA, 618 nt
Organism: Aspergillus thermomutatus
Lineage: Eukaryota; Fungi; Ascomycota; Eurotiomycetes; Eurotiales; Aspergillaceae
Exons: 1
Coding region: 1-618 (205 amino acids)
Source: RefSeq, a predicted model, not a curated record
AUGACACCCCCAGUCACCAAAAUCGCGCUCCUGCGUCUGAAAUGCGAGCCUCCCUCCGCAUCAUUCAAAACGCUCCUCCUCGAAGGCAUCGAAGCGCAAGCCAAAUUCUCCUCUUACCCGGUCCGCCUCUUCUCCCAAGUCGAGGAUCCCUCGCUCAUCUACCUCGUCGGCGGAUGGGACUCGGCCCAGCAGCAUUACGAUUGGAUUCCCUCGGCUACGAAUCAAGGGAUCAUGGAACGGCUCUCGAAGGAGAUGGAGGUGGUGUGGAUGUUCCAUGUGGAUGGUGAUGCGGCGCGGCAGGGGGAGUUACUGACCGAAGCAUCUGUUGUUGCUGUGGGGCGGUAUUUCAUGACCGCUGAGGAGAAAGAGGGGUUUAAACGGGUGUUUGAGGAGACGCAGCAUCAUCUAGAGGGGUUUACGAAGCCGUUACCUGUAUUCAAGGGGUGGAGGAUUGAGAAGGAAGAAGGGAAGGAGGAGUUUGUGCUGUUUAGUGGGUGGACGGAGGUGCAGCAGCAUUUCGACUUUGCCCGGUCCGAGGGAUUCCAGGAGUUUUCGAAGAUCAACGAGUAUGUGGACUCGGCGGAGAUCAAGCAUAUUGUUCGAUGGGAGGAUGAGUGA